Molecule: messenger RNA, 864 nt
Organism: Medioppia subpectinata
Lineage: Eukaryota; Metazoa; Arthropoda; Arachnida; Sarcoptiformes; Oppiidae
Source: the annotation of a GenBank genome assembly
AUGAUCAAAGAUCUUAAGUGUUAUCUACAAAAGUGGAGUUAUUUCGACGAAAACACCGAACGGAUAACAAUAUCACAUAACUUAGGGGUACCACUUAAUGUAGUGUACCAAGAUGAUUUUAAAAUAUCGGAUUUGGACACAGAAUACGAGAUAAAAGUGUCACAAGUAUUGACGCCUAAACCCGUUAAUUCCCAGCCAUCACAAACAUCCAGUCUGAGUGAAGAGUCGGACCGAAAGUGUCGUGAAUUGUGUGAAGAGAUGUCGGCUCUGAAGGCAAGCAAUGAGUCCGAAGUGAAGGCAUUGAAAGCACAGCUCAAGACAUCCAACGACUCAAUGGAGACAAUGACUGAAGAGAUGGAGAAUUUGAGACAACAAUUGAUAACAUCUGAGAAGAGUAAUCAAGAAUUGGUGGCAGAAUUGUGUGAAUUCUCGGCUCAAAAAAUUUGUUUAACUCAAGAGAUAUCGACUUUGAAGGCGAAGAAUGAGAUAGAAGUACAGGCAUUGAUAAUACAGCUCAAGACAUCAUUGGAGUCAAUGGAGACAAUGGUUAUCGAAAAUACUAAUUUGAAACAAGCGCAUUCAGUGAGUGAUUCUUCUCCCAGUUGUUCAUCGAUCGGAUCCCACAAUCCAUUGACCAUUAAUUCAGACAAAACCAGAGAUAAGUUGAAUAGUGGGGAAUCCGAGACACUAAUGGCUGAACACAAGUCACUCCGGAAGCGAUACUCGGAUCUCGUGGUCACUCACGAAGAAUACGUAUCGGCGCUCGAGUCGGCUCAGGAGGAGAGUCGCAGAUACCGGAAGUGCUUUGAAGAGAGCACUCAAGAGCGCAACUUUGCCAUCAUUGAGAGGAAUGGACUCAAACAA